Trichechus manatus latirostris (Florida manatee) is the source of this 1488-nucleotide messenger RNA. RefSeq names its product cholesteryl ester transfer protein (gene CETP). The record is from RefSeq and is a predicted model, not a curated record. Gene Ontology annotation, cellular component: high-density lipoprotein particle. Gene Ontology annotation, molecular function: cholesterol transfer activity; cholesterol binding; triglyceride binding. The transcript is spliced from 16 exons. The coding region runs from base 1 to 1488 and encodes 495 amino acids. NCBI's taxonomy places the organism in Eukaryota, Metazoa, Chordata, Mammalia, Sirenia, Trichechidae. Gene Ontology annotation, biological process: triglyceride metabolic process; triglyceride transport; triglyceride homeostasis.
AUGCUUGCUGCCACUCUGCUGGCCCUGGCCUUGGCCCUGCUGGGCAAUGCCCAUGCCUGCUCCAAAAGCACCUCCUAUGAAGCUGGCAUCGUGUGCCGCAUUACCCAGCCUGCUACCCUGGUGUUGAACCAGGAGACCACCAAGGUGAUCCAGACGGCCUUCCAGCGAGCCAGCUACCCAGACAUCAAGGGCGAGAAGGCCAUGAUGUUCCUUGGCCAAGUCAAGUAUGGUCUACACAACAUCCAGAUCAGCCACCUGUCCAUCGCCAGCAGUCAAGUUGAGCUAGUGGAAGACAAGUCCAUCGACAUCUCCAUCCAGAACGUGUCCGUGAUCUUUAAAGGGACCCUAAACUAUGGCUACACUGGCGCCUGGGGGUUGGGUGUUGAUCAGUCUGUGGACUUCGAGAUCGACUCCUCCAUUGAUCUCCAGAUCAACACGGAGCUGACCUGCGACUCUGGACGUGUGCGAGCCAAUGCCCUUGACUGCUACCUGUCUUUCCACAAGCUGCUCCUGCAUCUCCACGGGAAGCGUGAGCCCGGGUGGAUCAAGCAUCUGUUCAUAAACUUCAUCUCCUUCACCCUGAAGCUGGUCCUGAAGGGACAGGUCUGCAAACAGAUCGACGUCAUCGCCAACAUCAUGGCUGACUUUGUCCAGAAAAAGGCUGCUGACUUCCUAUCGGACACAGACACCCAGGUGGACAUUUCCUUGACAGGACCGCCUGUCAUCAAAGCUACCUACCUGGAGUCUCAUCACAAGGGUCAUGUCGUCUACAAGAAUGUCUCGGAGGACCUCUCUCUCCCCACCUUCUCAUCCUGCCUUUUGGGGGAUUCCCGCAUGCUGUACUUCUGGUUCUCUGAGCAAGUCCUUGACUCCCUGGCCAAAGCUGCCUUCCAGGAGGGCCGUCUCAUGCUUAGCCUGACGGGGGAUGAGUUUCAGGCAAUGCUGGAGACCCAGGGCCUCAACACCAACCAGGACAUCUUUCAAGAGCUUUUCAGCGGCUUCCCCACCAGCCAGGCCCAAGUAACUGUCCACUGCGUCAAGACGCCCAGGAUCUCCUGUCAAAACCAGGGUGUCGUGGUCAGUUCUUCCGUGAUGGUGAAAUUCCUCAUCCCACACCCAGGCAGGCAACUCUUUGUGGCUUACGCUUUUGAAGAGGACAUCAUCACUACUAUCCAGGCCUCCUAUUCCAAGAAGAAGCUCUUCUUAAGCCUCUUGGAUUUCCAAAUUAAACCAAAGACUGUUUCUAACUUGAAUGAGAGCUCCGAGUCCGUCCAGAGCUUCCUGAGGUCAAUGAUCACCACGGUGGGCAUCCCUGAGGUCAUGUCUCGGCUGGAGGUGGUGCUUACAGCCUUCAUGAACAGCAAAGGCCUGGAUCUCUUCGAAAUCAUCAACCCUGAGAUUAUCACUCGGGAUGGCUACCUGCUGCUUCAGAUGGACUUUGGCUUCCCUGAGCACCUGCUGGUGGAUUUCCUCCAGCGCUUGACCUAG